AAAAAAAAAAAACAGAACAAGAAAACCUCUAGAGGAAGAAGACGAAGAGGAAGCACUGAAAAGCUCACCGUUUUGCCUUUUUUCUUCUACUCUUGCAUUCAAGAAUGCCAUUAUCCAAAAUGAAACCGGUUCAAGAGGGUCUGGUUCCGUCAAAUGAACACCAGCAUCAUCAUCAUCACCAUUUUAGAAAGCUAUUCAAAAGAGAUUCCUCGGAGAAUGAGUCUUCAACCCCAAUGUCAAAUAAUGACUCGAAUAAUUCAAAUAAUGAUAGCGAAAGUGUAUCUUCGAUGAAAGUAUCCAGAACCCCUUCAAUUCUUUCAUUACGUCGUCAUAAUUCCAAUAUUCUUCCUCAAAAAAAUAACGAGGAAUCCUCGAAUAAUCAUCAUGGUAUUCAAAAUUUGCUUCACCACCAUCAUCACCAUAAAGACCCUGUUGAAACCUCGGAAAAGAAAAAAUUAUCUAGAGCUGAAACAAUUGCUCAUUUACAACAUAUCAAUAAUAAAAAUGCUCAAGCAAGAGCCAAUGCAGGUCCUGGGGGUCAAAGAGGAGCUGCUUCGAAUGCAUUACAUCAAACAAAUCAUCCUCAUAAUGAAAAAAUCACUUAUAAUCCUUUUGGUAUGAAUAAAAAUCCGUCUAAUGAUAUACCGAAAAAUCCUUCUUUUUAUAUGAAGGGUGGACCCGAAGGUGCUAGAGUCGUAGCAAACCCGGUGGCUGAUCCAAAUGAUUAUUUACCAGAUGACUUACAACAAGAACAUGUGAAUUUAUUAGAAGAUUUUGAAAUUGAUAUGAGUACUAAAAAACUAGGUGAUGGUGGUUCUUCAGAUGUUCGUAUAAUUAAUGCAAUUAGCCGUAAAAAACAAUGUUAUGCUUUGAAAAAAUUCACUCUAUUAGCUAAAGAAACUGAUGAAGAAUUUUAUAAAAGAGCUUCGAAAGAGUUCAUCAUAUCAAAGGUUGGGGGUGUUAGUAGGCACGUUGUUGAUACUAUUACAAUGGUGAGAAUUCAAUCUCAAGCCAAUUUAACAAGAGGGUGGGGGAUUGUUUUAGAAUUUUGUGAAGGUGGUGAUUUAUUCAAUACCAUUAUUAAACCGGGUUGGAAAAGAUCUUCUUUACUGGAACGUUAUUGUAUUUUCAAACAAAUUGCUUAUGGUUUAAAAUAUUUACAUGAUCAUGAUAUUGUUCAUAAAGAUAUGAAACCAGAAAAUAUCUUGAUUGAUGCUAAUGGUGUUGCUAAAAUUUGUGAUUUUGGUGUAAGUGAUUAUGGUCAUGAAGAAUUUGGUAAUUUUGAUUCUCCUUUAAAAUUAUCAACUGCUUAUGUUGGUUCUCCUCCUUAUUCUCCUCCAGAAGUUAUGAAAUUAAAAGAAGUUAGUUCUUCAGAAGCUAAAAGUUUUGCUUAUGAUCCUUUUAAAAUGGAUCAUUGGGGAUUAGGUAUGUUAUUAUUUUGUAUCGCUUAUUCAAAUAUUCCUUUUCAAAAUGCUUGUUCAAGUGAUCAUGGUUAUAGAGAUUAUAAAUUCAAUCGAGACCGUUUCAAAUCAGAUCAUCCUUCUUUUAAAAAUAAUGAUGAUUAUUCAAGAGGCCCUGGUUCUGAAUUUAAAUGGGCUGCUCAAUUUCAUUCAAAUGGUGCUGCAAGAGUCGCUUGGAAACUUUGUGAUCCUUCAGUAAAUACCAGAUAUGAUUUAGAUCUAUUGUUUAAAGAUCCUUGGUUUGUUGGUUUAGAAAUGUGUCUUUAUGAACACUCUGAUCAAACUGUUAAUCCAUUUGUUUCAAAUAUGUCAUCAUCUUCAUCUCAUACCAAUACUAGACCCCCAUCCCGUAAAAAUACUUUUAAUAGUAGUGAUGAAGAAGGUUUACAUACUCCGUUCAGAAGUAUGUUAGAUUUAAAUGAUGGUGGUGCAAAUGCAAAAGAUAAUGAAUCAAUAAAUUCUAAUUCUUCAUUAACAACAACUCCUUUAAAAUUACGGAAAGAUCAUACUAAUGUUCAUACUUCUUCGACUCAAGUUUUAACUCAGGGCCAAAUACAAGAAAAUGACGAAUCAUGUAAUAAUUGUCAAAAUAUUCACAAGGAUAAUCUGGAAUCAAAUAUAUCUCCUUCGAAAGUGAGAUCAAUGUUGGAUGUUAGUGGUGAUAAUCGUGAUAAUGGAACACCUUCAUUACCUGCAGUUAAAGAAGAUAAUGAACAUUCUAAUAAUGAUUUGCAUCAUUCUAAUUCAGGAUUAGAAUUUACUGCUAAAAAUCAAUUAAAACCUGAAGAUACAGAAAAACAAGGCUCUUCUACUAAUUCAAUCAAAUCAAAUGGUACUGAUAAUUCCUCACAAAUUACAAAGAAGGUUGAGUGUAAUUGCGAAUGUCAUGAGUCAACUGAAAAUGAACCAACUACACCAGAUGGAGAGAAGAAGCCAAAGAAACAAUUACCUGUAUUACAUAAACAGUUUCUUCGGUCGAAUUCUCAAAUUAAACUUGACUCGAAUGGUGUUUGUGAUUUAGGAUAUAAAAUCAAAAAACAUCAUCAUUGUGAGGUCAGUAGCGUGGCCGUUGCUGGCUCAUUAUCAAGAAGAGAUCGAUAAGCUAACAUGGACGACUAUAAAAUUUUGGGAGGGG
This is a messenger RNA of Hyphopichia burtonii NRRL Y-1933, 2595 nucleotides long. RefSeq names its product protein kinase (gene PTK2). The coding region runs from base 120 to 2561 and encodes 813 amino acids. Gene Ontology annotation, cellular component: nucleus. The record is from RefSeq and is a predicted model, not a curated record. NCBI's taxonomy places the organism in Eukaryota, Fungi, Ascomycota, Pichiomycetes, Serinales, Debaryomycetaceae. Gene Ontology annotation, molecular function: protein serine/threonine kinase activity; ATP binding. The transcript has a single exon. Gene Ontology annotation, biological process: protein phosphorylation; intracellular signal transduction.